This is a messenger RNA of Drosophila hydei, 1083 nucleotides long. RefSeq lists its product as uncharacterized. The transcript is spliced from 4 exons. The record is from RefSeq and is a predicted model, not a curated record. NCBI's taxonomy places the organism in Eukaryota, Metazoa, Arthropoda, Insecta, Diptera, Drosophilidae. The coding region runs from base 53 to 541 and encodes 162 amino acids.
UGUACGAGCUAAUGCAUAAUGGUCAAAAUUGUAAGCAAUCGCCCAUAGCCUAAUGGAAACAGAGCAGGUAUUGCCUACGAGCCAACACUGUCCCAGCAAAUUGCACAUUUCCGAGCCGUUCCACUCCGAAUUACAAUUAAAGAGUGCUCAAGUUGUUGAACAUAAAAAGCAUCUGUGUCGUGGUCAAGCUGUCUGUUCUGAUAAAUUAGCAUGUUUUAAAUUGGUAAUGCAAAUGGAACACUGUGAAGAUCCAUCGAAAAAGUUGUAUUUCUACGUAAAACAGAAUAUGAAUGAAAUAUUGACUCGAGGCUUCAUACUGAAUUCAAUAUUUUUUAAUAAUCUUAUGGUGGAAGCUUAUGUGUGGAGGAAUCAACAACUGGGUGGACCCAAGCUAAAACACCCAGCAGUAAAAAAAGGCGGUGUGCGUUUUAUGGGCUACGAUGAUAAUGAAUCUGUACUGUUUGACGAAAGAGGUUAUGGUAAACCAGCAGGUGUAAAGCUUGCUAACUAUCCAAAAUUUAAGCGUAAAUAUGUGUGGUGAAAAGCUACUGAAUUCGCCAUACAGAAGCUCGCUGGUGUGAUAGAGCUUUUGUCUGACCAUGUACGCACAGCUGUUGCUCAGCUGUCAACAUGACACUCGCUGUGUAUGUGUGGGGUAAACAAAAUAAGUCCAAUAGGGUAAUCGCCCAUUUUCGCCCACAAUAGUGACAAAUUGAUAGCAGAAUCUUGGCCGCAUUACCGUUACUGUUUGUUGCAUUAAUGAAACAUACUAUCAAAAAUCGCGCAGAGUGUAGAUAAUCAAAAUACAUUACGCUGUAGCGCUAUAAAAACGCCAGACAACCAGUUCAUUGCAUCAGUCUGCCGUGUAGUUGCGCUUAACGCAAAGCGUUUGCUGCGUUUAAAGGUCACCUUGAAACGUCAAAACCGAAACUUCUGCGCUCGACCGCCGCUCUCGCGCCCAGUUUGUGAAAAUCGUCUCGCAGGCACAUAGCCACGGCAUCUGCGGGCAGCAUAAGAUUUGCGCAGUUCAAUUGGACAACUCGGCUUCCUCAAAGCUCCUCCAGUUUCGCUGUGAAUCAUUCA